AUGUUGAAAAAUCCUCAAUCACGUUGGUUUGAUCGAUCGAAUAUUUAUAUUGUCACACGAAAUGGUUUUGUUGUAGCAAAUGAUGAACACUCAGCUUAUGAAGGUAUUAUUCCAACACAAAUCGGUGAUCAUAUACAACAUCAUAUUGAUUCUCUUGAAAAGAUAAAUUCCUGGCCAAUACUAUCUGAUCCUUAUAAUAAAAUAAUUGUUCGAGAACUUCUAUUUAUUUAUGACUCACGUGUAUUAAAUACGAUCAAACAUGCAAUUACUUUAUUUCAUCAAUCAGCAGAUAAUAUUGAAAUAAUAGUCAUUAAUGUAAAUCAAUGUACAAAAGAAGAUAUUAAGCAAUAUAUUCGUAUUCAUCCAGAUACUUUUUUUCAAUUAUGUCUUCAACUAGCUUAUUUUAAAUUACAUGGACAUAAACCUGCAUCAACUUAUGAAACAGCAUCAACACGACGUUUUUAUCGUGGAAGAACUGAAACAUUACGAAGUUGUACACCAGAAGUGGUUGCAUGGUGUCGUGCAAUGACAAAUUCAAAUAAUCAAUUAACAGAAAUUGAAAAAAGAAAAUUAUUUCUUAUUGCUGCUAAUCGUCAUCAACAAUUAAUGGCUGAAGCAUCAGAAAAUCAAGGUUGUGAUCGACAUUUAUUUGGAUUGAGUAUGAUAGCAUAUAUAACAGGAAAACCAUUCGAACUUAUAAAUGAUCCAUCAUGGAUAAAAAGUGGUGGUGGUGGUAAUUUUAUUUUAUCUACAAGUUGUAUUGGUUUCACUAUAACAGUAGGUGGAACAUCACCAAUGUGUUUAAAUGGUUAUGGAGUUUUUUAUCGAUUUGGUAGUGAUGCAAUAACAUUUGUUGUCACGGCUUAUCGAAAUUGUUUGGAUACGAAUGUACAAGCAAUGGCAGAUUCGAUUGAACGUACUUUAAUUGAAAUUAAAACAUCAUUUAUGAAAUCAAAUUUGUAA
This is a messenger RNA of Rotaria sp. Silwood2, 963 nucleotides long. NCBI's taxonomy places the organism in Eukaryota, Metazoa, Rotifera, Eurotatoria, Philodinida, Philodinidae. The record is from the annotation of a GenBank genome assembly.